AUGAUAAUCAAAAUGCAAUCCCCAGUCAGUUCUCCUGAAUUAAUGGAUCCGCGGUACAGCCAUCUACGGAUACCUGCUUCGUCAAGUCGCAUCUUAUACGACGUUCCCUGCAAAGUAUGUCGCGAUCACAGUUCCGGCAAGCAUUACGGCAUCUACGCGUGCGACGGUUGUGCUGGCUUCUUCAAACGCUCCAUUCGCCGCAAUCGCCAAUACGUGUGCAAGGCAAAAUCCGAAGGACACUGCGUCGUCGACAAAACCCACAGAAACCAAUGUCGCGCCUGUCGCCUCAAGAAAUGUUUCGACGUUGGCAUGAACAAAGAUGCUGUUCAACAUGAACGAGGUCCCCGCAAUUCGACACUUCGCAAACAAAUGGCAAUGUUCAUCUCGAAAGACACCCCACUUCGACACGAUUUGCUCAUUCCGCCAAACAUUCCGAUGCCGCCUCAUUCCAACAUGUCGCCGAUGAGCGGUUUGGACUUGACGAUCCCACGAAUGCAUCCUUUCCUUACGCCUCCUUACUUGCACGGCAGUUUUACGCAUCAAGCACCGCCAACGACACAUCCCUUACUCGCGGUUGAAGGAAUUCGCGAAUCGGCGGCGCAACUUCUUUUUAUGAACGUAAAUUUCCUGAAAAAUUUGACGCCCUUCACGCAACUCCCGAUGACCGAUCAACUUUUGCUGUUCGAGGAAUCGUGGCGUGAAUUUUUCAUCUUAGCUGUGUCGGAACACCUUGUGCCUGUUAAUUUCACACAACUGCUUUUUGCCUAUGAGCUGCUUAAUAACAACGGCGAAAAGACAAAAGUGACGGAAACGCUGCUCAAGGACAUCGAAGUGUUCCAAGAUAUCCUCAAUAAAAUCGGAAUGCUCCGGAUCGACAGCAACGAAUACGUUUAUCUUCGUGCAAUUACCUUGUAUAAGACAGAUUUUGAGGGAGAUGCCAGUAUCACGAGUACGAGUAGCGAUGGCAGUGACGCGAGUAAUCACAAUAGAUCCCUUCAAGAAAUCACGACGAUUCGCGCCUUGGAACAAAAUGCCAAAGACGCCCUUGCUGCCUACAUUUCGCGAUAUCAUCCCGACGAACCGGGUCGUUAUAAGAACCUUCUUGCCCUUUUGCCACAUCUGAGAUGUGUCUCGUGCUUCACGAUCGAGGAACUUUUCUUCCGACGCAAUAUUGGACACGUUCCCCUGCUGAAACUCCUGAUCGAUCUUUACACACAGCGGAAAUUAUGAUUAGUUAAAGUAUCUGUUAUCACCUAAA
Molecule: messenger RNA, 1258 nt
Organism: Culicoides brevitarsis
Lineage: Eukaryota; Metazoa; Arthropoda; Insecta; Diptera; Ceratopogonidae
Gene: tll
Product: protein tailless
Exons: 2
Coding region: 1-1230 (409 amino acids)
Biological process (GO): anatomical structure development; cell differentiation; positive regulation of transcription by RNA polymerase II
Molecular function (GO): nuclear receptor activity; zinc ion binding; RNA polymerase II cis-regulatory region sequence-specific DNA binding
Source: RefSeq, a predicted model, not a curated record